GGCGCGGUCCUCACCACCCGCUCCGCCUCCGAACCCCGCUUCGGACAAGCAGCGAGCCGCCUUGACAGAUCCCGGGUGGGUCAGGAGCCUCCUCACCCGCUCGAACCAGCUUCCCGGCUUCCCCCGCGGCGCCCCGUGACAUCACUUCCUGUCGCCGGUGAACACGUGGGCGGAAGUGCCCGUGCCCGCGGCCGCCGCUCCUGUCUGUCUCAAGGGUUACGUUCGUCCACGGGCUGCGCCGCCGCCUCCAGCCAGGCGCCGUUAUGGGAGUCCCGGCGUUCUUCCGCUGGCUCAGCCGCAAAUACCCGUCCAUCAUCGUCAACUGCGUAGAAGAGAAGCCCAAAGAAUGCAAUGGUGUAAAGGUUCCUGUUGAUGCCAGUAAACCUAAUCCAAAUGAUGUGGAGUUUGAUAAUCUGUAUUUGGACAUGAAUGGAAUCAUCCAUCCCUGUACUCAUCCUGAAGACAAACCAGCACCAAAAAACGAAGAUGAAAUGAUGGUUGCAAUUUUUGAGUACAUUGACAGACUUUUCAAUAUUGUAAGACCACGACGACUUCUCUACAUGGCAAUAGAUGGAGUGGCACCACGUGCUAAAAUGAAUCAACAGCGUUCUAGGAGGUUCAGAGCAUCCAAAGAAGGAAUGGAAGCAGCAGUAGAGAAGCAACGAGUCAGGGAAGAAAUACUGGCAAAAGGUGGCUUUCUUCCUCCAGAGGAAAUAAAAGAAAGAUUUGAUAGCAACUGUAUUACACCAGGAACUGAAUUCAUGGACAAUCUUGCUAAAUGUCUUCGCUAUUACAUAGCUGAUCGUUUAAAUAAUGACCCUGGGUGGAAAAAUUUGACAGUUAUUUUAUCAGAUGCUAGUGCUCCUGGUGAAGGAGAACAUAAAAUCAUGGAUUACAUUAGAAGACAAAGAGCCCAGCCUAACCAUGACCCAAACACUCAUCAUUGCCUAUGUGGAGCAGAUGCUGAUCUCAUCAUGCUCGGCCUUGCUACACACGAACCCAACUUUACCAUUAUUAGAGAAGAAUUCAAACCAAACAAACCCAAACCCUGUGGUCUUUGUAAUCAGUUUGGACAUGAGGUCAAGGACUGUGAAGGUUUGCCAAGAGAAAAGAAGGGAAAGCACGAUGAACUUGCAGAUAGUCUUCCUUGCGCAGAGGGAGAGUUUAUCUUCCUUCGUCUUAAUGUUCUUCGUGAGUAUUUGGAAAGAGAGCUCACCAUGGCCAGCCUUCCAUUCACAUUUGAUGUUGAGAGGAGCAUUGAUGACUGGGUCUUCAUGUGCUUCUUUGUGGGAAAUGACUUUCUUCCUCAUCUGCCAUCGUUAGAAAUUAGGGAAGGUGCAAUUGAUCGUUUGGUCAACAUAUACAAAAAUGUGGUACACAAAACUGGGGGUUACCUAACAGAAAGUGGUUAUGUCAAUCUGCAAAGAGUACAGAUGAUCAUGUUAGCAGUUGGUGAAGUUGAGGAUAGCAUUUUUAAAAAGAGAAAGGAUGAUGAGGACAGUUUUAGAAGACGACAGAAAGAAAAAAGAAAGAGAAUGAAGAGAGAUCAACCAGCUUUCACUCCUGGUGGAAUAUUGACUCCUCAUGCCUUGGGUUCAAGAAAUUCAGGUUCUCAAGUAGCCAAUAAUCCGAGACAAGCAGCCUAUGAAAUGAGGAUGCAGAAUAACUCUAGUCCUUCAGUAUCUCCUAAUACAAGUUUCACUUCUGAUGGUUCCCCAUCUCCGUUAGGAGGAAUGAAGCGAAAAGCAGAUGACAGUGACAGUGAACCUGAGCCAGAGGAUAAUGUCAGGCUAUGGGAAGCUGGUUGGAAGCAGCGGUACUACAAGAACAAAUUUGAUGUUGACGCGGCUGAUGAGAAAUUUCGUCGUAAAGUUGUACAAUCUUAUGUUGAAGGGCUCUGCUGGGUUCUUCGAUAUUAUUACCAGGGCUGUGCUUCCUGGAAGUGGUAUUACCCGUUCCAUUAUGCACCAUUUGCUUCAGACUUUGAAGGUAUUGCGGACUUGCCUUCUGAUUUUGAGAAGGGCACUAAACCGUUUAAACCACUGGAACAACUUAUGGGAGUUUUUCCAGCUGCAAGUGGUAACUUUCUACCUCCAUCAUGGCGAAAGCUCAUGAGUGAUCCAGAUUCCAGUAUAAUUGACUUUUACCCUGAAGAUUUUGCUAUUGAUUUGAAUGGAAAGAAAUAUGCAUGGCAAGGUGUUGCUCUGUUGCCAUUUGUGGAUGAGCGCAGGCUGCGAGCUGCCCUUGAAGAGGUAUACCCAGACCUCACUCCAGAAGAGACUAGAAGAAACAGUCUUGGAGGGGAUGUCUUAUUUGUAGGGAAACAUCACCAACUCCAUGACUUCAUCUCAGAGCUAUACCAGACAGGUUCCACAGAGCCAGUGGAUGUACCACCUGAAUUAUGUCAUGGGAUUCAAGGAAAGUUUUCUUUGGAUGAAGAAGCCAUUCUUCCAGAUCAAGUAGUAUGUUCUCCUGUUCCCAUGUUACGGGAUCUGACACAGAACACUGCAAUCAGAAAACCAGCACCGGUACUGAAACCUGGUGACUGGGAAAAAUCCAGCAAUGGACGGCAGUGGAAGCCCCAGCUUGGCUUCAAUCGGGACCGGCGGCCUGUCCACCUGGAUCAGGCAGCAUUCAGGACUUUGGGCCAUGUCAUGCCAAGAGGCUCAGGAACUGGCAUGUACAGCAAUGCUGCGCCACCGCCUGUAAAUUAUCAGGGAAACUUAUACAGGCCGCUGUUGAGAGGACAAGCCCAGAUUCCAAAACUUAUGUCAAAUAUGAGGCCCCAGGAUUCCUGGCGAGGGCCUCCUCCCCUUUUCCAGCAGCAAAGAUUUGACAGAGGUGUUGGGGCUGAACCUCUACUGCCAUGGAACCGGAUGCUCCAGACCCAAAAUGCAGGCUUUCAGCCAAACCAGUACCAGAUGCUAGCCGGGCCUGGCGGGUAUCCACCCAGACGCGAUGAUCGUGGAGGGAGACAGGGAUAUCCCAGAGAAGGAAGGAAGUACCCUUUGCCACCACCCUCAGGAAGAUACAAUUGGAAUUAGGCUUUUGUAAAGCUUUCCCAAAUCCUUUCAUCAUUCUACAGUUUUAUGCUAUUUGUGGAAAGAUUUCUUUCUCAAGUAGUAGUUUUUAAGAAAACUGCAGUACUUUGUGUAUUUCUUUUAACUGUAUAUUUCUACUGAUCUGAUCUCACUGUUUUAUGUUGCUUUCCAAAGAUGUGUGUUGCAUAAUACAGUGGAUCUGAAUUUAUUAUUGCUUGUAAAACAUUUUGAUGGAAUAGGAAUACUGGUUUUUCAUUAUGGUUAAAAAUCAAACCAGCUGUGGAUUUCAAACCACAGUGAAUUCUAGAUCAUCUAAGAUCCAUGCUGAUUUUUAAUGCACAAGAAUUAGGUGUGAACUCUUAAGCUGGAACCCUCAGCCAACUAGAGUAUAUAUUGUUCAGUAUUUCUUUGGAAACAUUUCAUUAAUGUACUUGUCUUACGGAAAUUUCUGGACUUUAGUAAAAACAAACAAAAUUUUAAAAUUCUGGUUUCUUGUGUUCUUAUUCUUUUAGAGUAUUUCAACUUUGAAAAUCUUGGCCAAGCAUGUUGGUUUUUCUAAAAUUAGUUUUUCAGAAAACAGUUCAUUUCUACCAAUUAGAUGUCAAAAGAAAAUCAGUUAAGAAUAGAUGUUAACAUGAUAUGCUCAGCAAGACCACCCAGCCAACGCAUAUGUUACUACGUCUGUCAGCUUCUGAUUUUGCUAACUAUAAAAUCUUUGUGAGAAUAAGUUAUUUACAUUUUACAAAUUUCAUGUAGACUCCUGUAUCAAUUUUAAGGACUUUAAAAAUUUUAAGAAAAGUUGGAAAGUGAGAAGUUUAAUUUAUAGGUAAGUAGUGUAUACUCCUUAGCAUAUUUCUUUAGCGUUACUUCAUAAUAGAUUCCAAUUUGUACUCAUUUUUUUUCCUUGCUACCAAGCACACUAUAAUUCCUUAAAUUAAUGCUCGGAGUUUACAUACAACACUUCCAUAUGCGUUUUAAUUUGAUCGCCACAACAAAUUCAGGUACAUUAUAAAGAUUCUUGCUGCUUUGUUUCCUUCUUUCCAUUCUAGCCUAAGGUUGUGAAAUAAGAUUUCUCUUUGACCUGCUGACUUAGGAUAUUUUUGCUUUAAUAUUCAACUAAAGCACAGUUGUUCAUCUUAUUCUAUGUGUUAAGAAUCUCACCUUAAUCUUAAAGAAGGUAUUUUGAAGCUAUUGGGUUCAUUGCUGGUGAUGGGUGAAUAGAGCAGGAUCCUUUACUGUUGAGACAAAGUUUCUCAACUGGGAAUUAACAACCAUUAUGUAUUCCCUUCACAAUACAUUAAAAUGAUAGCAAUGCCUUCCAUUAAAUUUCUCUUCCAGAUAUUAAAAACAUAUAGCCACUUAAGCAUUGCAUAUUCCAAAGGAGCUUAUAUAAAUGUCUUAUUGUGUAUAUCUUCAUAGGUACCCAAAGCUCACACACUUCUACAGAACCUGUAUUUUCUCCAACCUUCAGUUUUGGUUUAGCGUUGUUUCAAGCUAUUGUGUGUGUCUGUAAAAUAAUUCUGUUUGGACUUGGCUUUUCCACAAUUAUAUGUAACUAUUCAAAACAAAUUAAAUUUUAAAAUUAA
Myotis lucifugus (little brown bat) is the source of this 4627-nucleotide messenger RNA. It is a transcript of the gene XRN2, whose product is annotated as 5'-3' exoribonuclease 2. The record is from RefSeq and is a predicted model, not a curated record. The coding region runs from base 264 to 3044 and encodes 926 amino acids. Gene Ontology annotation, biological process: nuclear-transcribed mRNA catabolic process. NCBI's taxonomy places the organism in Eukaryota, Metazoa, Chordata, Mammalia, Chiroptera, Vespertilionidae. The transcript has 29 exons. Gene Ontology annotation, cellular component: nucleus. Gene Ontology annotation, molecular function: 5'-3' RNA exonuclease activity; RNA binding.